Penicillium canescens is the source of this 882-nucleotide messenger RNA. RefSeq lists its product as uncharacterized. The transcript is spliced from 2 exons. The record is from RefSeq and is a predicted model, not a curated record. Bases 85 to 882 code for a protein of 265 amino acids. NCBI's taxonomy places the organism in Eukaryota, Fungi, Ascomycota, Eurotiomycetes, Eurotiales, Aspergillaceae.
AUAGAAAGGGGUAGGAGUGAUUUUUCGUCGUUGUCCACUUAAUCUUUAUACUCACACUUUACAAACUACACAAAAACACGGAAAAUGACAGAAGCACAUGUGCUCGUCUUUGGGGGAAAUGGCAGAAUUGCUCGAUAUAUGACUAGCUUAAUGCUUGCCCGGUCAUGGAAAGUCACCAGUGUUAUUCGAAGCCUCCAUCAGAAGAAAAGUCUGUUAGAACUAGGCAAGAGUCAGCCUGGGACGAUUGACACACUGGAGAUGGACUUGAAAGAUAUCAAGACACCCAACGACGCGAGCAGAAUCCUUGAGAGUGUUAAACCGACAUGCGUUGUGUUCGCAGCAGGGUCAUUUGGAGACGUCUACGCCAUAGACCGAGACGCAGCCCAGCAUAUAAUCAAAGCCUCCACCGAAGCUCCAUACAUCACCAAGUUCCUGAUGAUAUCGUUUCCUGCGGCACGCAGAGCAGCAGCACCUUGGUGGGGAAAACGCGACAUACAAAACUGGCAGCAGGAAACGAACUCGUAUCCCGAUAUCGCCGAGGCCAAAAUUCAAGCGGAUGAGUAUCUCGUUGCAAUGAACAAAGAGCGGGAGGCUCGUGGUGGUCCGCCUUUUCAAGCAAUCAGCUUGCGGCCAAGUUGGCUUCUUACGGGGCCAGCUACGGGGAGGGUGAAACUAGGGAAGACUCCCUCAUUGGGCCAGGUGAAGAUUGCAGAUGUUGCGGCUGUAGGUGUGAGUUUGCUGGCGCGCAAUGAUACGAAUGGUUGGUAUGAUUUAGUUGAAGGGUCCGAUAGUGUGGACAAGGCGGUUGAUAUGUGUGUUGAAGAUGGGGUCAAUUGUUUUGAAGGGGAGGAUAUUGAACGUAUUAUAAAGUCAUAUAGUUAA